GCAUUACCACCGCUACUAUCUACUACUGGUGGUGAAGUGUUGCCAUAACAGGCAAGUGGCUAACGCUAAUGUUUGCUAACUAAUUAGCACGAUAGGUGUUGUUGUGUGUGUGCGUGUUCCAGUCUGAACCAUGGAACAGUGUGCAUGUGUGGAGCGGGAGCUGGAGAAAGUGCUCCACCGCUUCGUAAUGUACGGCCACCAGUCUGAGGAGAGGCUAGACGAACUCCUGCGCAGCGUCUGUGAGAUACGGGGACAGCUAGUUGCUUUCGGAGUACAAGAUGCAGACUUAUCGGUCUUAUCCCAGACUAUGGCCCAAUGCUGUAAGAACAUCAAAGAAACAGUGCAGAUGCUGGCCUCUCGACAUAAGGACAUCCAUGGCAGUGUGUCAAAAGUUGGCAAAGCCAUUGACAGGAAUUUUGAUGCAGAGAUCAGUGCUGUGGUGGCAGAGACAGUGUGGGACACACCAGAGAGACAGAAAUACCUGAGUGAGACCAUUGUGGAGCACCUGUACAGACAGGGGAUGCUCAGUGUAGCAGAGGACCUUUGUCAGGAGUCCGGUGUAGUUAUAGACAUGAGUAUGAAGCAGCCUUUCCUGGAGCUAAACAGGAUCCUUGAAGCUCUGAGGAUGCAGGACCUCAGGCCAGCAUUAGAGUGGGCAGUGACGAAUCGGCAGCGCCUUCUGGAUCUGAACAGCAGUUUAGAGUUCAAACUGCACCGCUUGUACUUCAUCAGCCUGCUCAGCGGGGGAAUUAACAACCAAAUGGAGGCCCUGCAGUACGCCAGGCACUUCCAGCCCUUCGCCUCCCAGCACCAGAGAGAUAUCCAGAUCUUGAUGGGCAGUCUGGUGUACCUACGCCAUGGCAUCGAGAACUCUCCCUACCGCAGUCUGCUGGAGACGAAUCAGUGGGCAGAGAUCUGCAACAUCUUCACCAGAGAUGCCUGCUCUUUAUUGGGUCUCUCCGUAGAGUCUCCACUAAGUGUUAGUUUCGCAUCGGGGUGCAUGGCCUUGCCAGUUCUGAUGAACAUCAAACAGGUGAUAGAGCAGAGACAGUGCAGUGGAGUCUGGACGCACAAAGACGAGUUGCCUAUUGAAAUUGACCUCGGGAAGAAGUGCUGGUACCACUCCGUGUUCGCCUGCCCGAUCCUUCGGCAGCAGACCUCAGAGAGCAAUCCUCCCAUGAAGCUCAUCUGUGGACACGUCAUCUCCAGAGAUGCUCUCAACAAACUCACCAACGCUGGGAAGUUGAAAUGCCCGUACUGCCCCAUGGAGCAGAAUCCGUCACAUGCCAAGCAGAUCUAUUUUUGAUACCGCACCUCCUCUCCUCAACAAGGAUGAAGUCACCUGGAGCUCCUUGCGUCUCCAGGAUCAUUUGCUCUGGCCCUUUUUCCUCUGUCCCCGGCCUCCACGGCCUGUUAUUGUAAGCAUUAAGGUUUUACCCCAGUGCUCCUCUGGACAGCCUCGGCCAUCCUUGCAACCCACCCCGGACCCUUUGCUAAACACACGGCAGGGAUGGCCCAACAUGUAGUAGAGAGAGGAAACUGUCAGUAAUGAGAACAUCCUCGCGAAAGAAGCGCCUCUGAAAAAGGAUCAUUCAUUGAAACUCAUUUGCUCAAAUGCCUGCAGAGUUAUAGGCUUAUCUUUUUAAAGUAUGUAAUACUUUAUAGUGUUUGUUUUCUCAGCUUUAUCGACUGUUUGAGUUGGACGACUGCUUCUUUUUUUUUUCUUGUUUCUUUUUGUUUUUUGACAGAAGCAGCUGAAUGAUAAUGAAUGGGUGUAGAAUCUGGGUAAAUGGUGUAGAUAGACAGAUUCUGAUUUCAGGCUGGUAAUAAACUUCUAUUAUACAUGAGAAAAACACACAGAGUAACAGAGUGUAUCCAAGGUUUAUUAUUUGCUGGUGAAGUGAGCUGUGGAGGUCCGUCUCGAACGGAGCUCUUGAUUGUGACCCAUCGCUCCUCCAUGAUGUAACAACGGCCUCACGUAGCUUGAGCGUCGCUCUCGGCUGAUGCGCCCGUUCGAUUCAUCGGAAGAAUUCGUCAACGGUGGAAGAGCUUUUUUUAUUUUUCAAUUCUUUUCUUUUUCCUCCAUUGACUGACUGCACCAGCAAGAUUUUCCUCACUAUAGAAGCCAUUUGUCUUGUCCUGUAUAUGUAUUUAACAAACACGACAAAAGAAAAAAAAAAAGCAAACAAAAAAAAAUAUAUACUACUGUGAAA
Mugil cephalus (flathead mullet) is the source of this 2213-nucleotide messenger RNA. RefSeq names its product required for meiotic nuclear division 5 homolog B (gene rmnd5b). Gene Ontology annotation, molecular function: ubiquitin protein ligase activity; protein binding. Bases 131 to 1306 code for a protein of 391 amino acids. The record is from RefSeq and is a predicted model, not a curated record. Gene Ontology annotation, cellular component: GID complex; nucleus; cytoplasm. Gene Ontology annotation, biological process: proteasome-mediated ubiquitin-dependent protein catabolic process. Lineage: Eukaryota; Metazoa; Chordata; Actinopteri; Mugiliformes; Mugilidae. The transcript has 10 exons.